Aureobasidium pullulans EXF-150 is the source of this 2432-nucleotide messenger RNA. Its product is annotated as NAF1-domain-containing protein. Gene Ontology annotation, molecular function: RNA binding. Bases 36 to 2120 code for a protein of 694 amino acids. The transcript has a single exon. Gene Ontology annotation, biological process: pseudouridine synthesis; box H/ACA snoRNP assembly; ribosome biogenesis. Gene Ontology annotation, cellular component: sno(s)RNA-containing ribonucleoprotein complex. The record is from RefSeq and is a predicted model, not a curated record. Lineage: Eukaryota; Fungi; Ascomycota; Dothideomycetes; Dothideales; Saccotheciaceae.
AGAAAACACCGUCAUCAUCUUCUCACAAGCAAUCGAUGUUUGAGACGAGUCCAAGACCGAACAAGCGUGCCCGUCUGUCUCCUUCGCCUACCAUGUCGAAUUCUGCUCCAGUCGACGAUGUAGACGACAUCUACGGCACUCCAUCUGCCAACAACACUCCAGCUCUCCAGACGGCCCAAGCAACCAGCUACAUCGAUGCGAAGCAACAACCCUCAGUUCACUCUCCCAGCGCCGGCAUCCCUGGUCUGGGCUCUUUUCCUCCCGCCGCUCCUCUGAUCAUCUCCCAACCCCAACCCGAUCAAGUCCAACACGCCGCACAAGUUAAGACUGAAGAGAAGGAAGACAAGGUCACCGAAGCUGCUAUCGAACAACCUGCCACCGCCGCUGCCGAAGAUGCCGCACCCAUCGUCGCCCAAGCCGCCAUUCCCGAUGCUACCUCGGCACUCUUUGACGCUCUUGGUAACAAUGACGAACUGAACAAGAACCUUCCUGCCCACGCCGCCGGCGAGCCCGAACCCACCUCUUCAUCUACCCUCGCUGCCGAGCCCGCUGCUGCCGAGCCCGUUGCCGCCUCGACGUCAACAAAGCCUCCCAUUGAUCGGGAGUUCAUCGAAGCUGCUCAGGCGCAAAAAGGUGCCGAGGGUGCUGAAUGGCAAUACGACACAUCUGACGCAGAGUCCUCGGACGAUUCUUCCAGUGAUGACUCCUCCAGCGAUGAGGAUGAUAGUGACGAUGAAGAUUACCCGCUGCUUGACCCCGCCACUGCCGCCAGGAUGCUCAUGGACGAGGGUGGUGCCGACGAUGAGGAUGGUGGUAACAAGGCUGCUGGUGGAGGCCACCUUCGCACCAAGAACGAGCUGCCAGAAGAGAUCGUCCCUAAGCCCGAUGUCACUGUCACCCCCGAUAUGAAGAUCACACCCCUGGGUGCCGUUCAGCACGUUGUCGAACACAUGAUUCUCAUCAAAGCCUUCACGUCUGGAGAGUACCAGGUACUCGAGUCUGGUUCUGUCUUGUGCUUGGAGAACCGCGAGGUCAUCGGCAUCGUUGCUGAUCUUAUUGGCAGGGUCGAGGAACCCUUGUACUCUGUUGCUUUUACCAGACCUUCGGAUAUCUCAGAUCUCGGCAUCGCAACAAACACGAAGAUCUUUUAUGUCGACGAUCACUCCACAUACGUUUUCACCCAACCUUUGAAGAACAUGAAGGGUACUGACGCCUCUAAUCUGCACGACGAGGAGGUCGCAGAUGAAGAGAUGGAGUUCUCUGACGACGAGGCCGAGGCCGCCUACAAGAGAGCCAAAAAGGAAGCAAAGAAGGGCGCAAGAGCUGCCCGCGACCAGCCUAGUCAGGGUCCCGCUGCUGCAACAGCAAAGCCCUACACUGGUGGUGCCAUGAACUACGACGAUGAGCCUGAAGCUGAGGAUAUGUACACUCCUCUUGCCCGUCCUGAUAACCUUCAAGACAUGAUGGUGAACGCACCGCCAGCUCGCCGCCAGUUUGCCGAACGCGGUGGUAGAGGACGUGGUAGAGGCCGUGGAGGAGACAGAGGCCGUGGAGAUCGUGGCAGAGGCGGUCGUGGUGGUCGCGGCGGAGCUGACAGCGCAAACCAGCGCAAGGGCCCGUCCAACUCAUACCCUGACACACACAACGCUGGUGCGCAAUCAUACACCCAGCAAUCUCUCCCGCAAAAGCCUGCCGUGCCCCAGCAAAUGCAGCAGAUGCAGCAGAUGCCGCAGAUGCAACAGAUGUGGAACCAGGUCCAGCCGCAGAUGAACGCACCAUUUGGAUUCCCCCAGUUCAACCAGCAGCAGUUCCCCCCUCCACCUCCUGUCCCUCAAACUCAGUCGCCUUUCCAGAACAUGCAGUUCGGAUGGCCACCUAACCCUCAAUUCUUCAAUCAGGGUCAGCAACAGCAGCCUUACCAGUUCCCUGGAACAUCUGCAGGAACAUACUUCAACCCAGCAUUCUUCCAGCAACAACAGCAGCAGCAGCAGCAGCAAGCCCCCCCAGCACCUGCUCAAUCUGCCCCUCAGCCUCCUCCUUCAGCUGAGCAGAUCCAGAAUGCCGCCGAUCUCUUCCGCAGGCUCCAAGAGCAACAGCAGCAGCAGCAGCAGCAACAGUAGUAUGGUUGGUAGCCGUCUGUAGCACGAGUCCAUGGUAGGACACUUUCAAUACCAAGAAAACUACCAUAUCGUACCCAUAAUACCAAGAAGUUCACGAUAAUCAUCCAUUCUUCUCUUAUCACCAGGGCGCAGCAAUUAAUAGCGGUUGUGAAUCAUGUUGUUUGUCGCAGGAAUCUGUUGAGGCUUGGAAGGAUGAAACCCAAGAUGUUGGUCAACCAGAAAAUAGGAGAAGAUGGAAAGGGGAAAAGAACAGUUUCGUAAGUCGCUUCAGAUUCACCGAAGAUCGGCAUGUAGAUAGAGAAGUGGAAGGCC